This is a messenger RNA of Ilyonectria robusta, 2129 nucleotides long. RefSeq lists its product as uncharacterized. Gene Ontology annotation, molecular function: asparagine synthase (glutamine-hydrolyzing) activity. Bases 152 to 1894 code for a protein of 580 amino acids. Lineage: Eukaryota; Fungi; Ascomycota; Sordariomycetes; Hypocreales; Nectriaceae. The transcript is spliced from 10 exons. Gene Ontology annotation, cellular component: cytosol. The record is from RefSeq and is a predicted model, not a curated record.
GGGUGGAGUUCUGGAUGACUCCUCUUUUCUUCACUUAAGCACUUGCGGCGCCCUCUACUUAUCUUCCCUCCCCUUUCCCUCCCUCUCCUCCAUAAGACCGUUAUUCCAGAUUUGUGGUGUUGAUCCUCAGUCUCUCCGCAAAACCGCAAUCAUGUGUGGCAUCUUUGCUUGUCAUCGUCAUCCCGACGUCCAGAAGUUCAAGCCGACUGCGCUUCGUCUCUCGAAAGCGAUUCGGCACCGUGGCCCCGAUUGGAGUGGAAGCGUCAUCUCCAACAACACUAUCCUUUGCCAUGAGCGUCUGAGCAUUGUUGGUGUCGAGUCUGGUGCUCAGCCCCUGACCAACGCCGAUGACUCUAUUAUCCUCGCCGUCAACGGUGAGAUCUAUAACCACCGUUCUAUCCGAAAGAACCUCAAGGGAAAAUACCACUUCAAGACCACCUCGGAUUGCGAGGUCAUCAUCCCUCUGUACACCCAGUACGACACCGACGCUCCCAACCACCUCGAUGGCAUGUUCUCGUUCGUCCUGUACGAUAAGAAGCAGGACCGCACUAUCGCUGCCCGCGACCCGAUCGGCAUCACCACCUUCUACCAGGGUUGGUCCUCCAAGGAGCCCGACACCGUCUACUUCGCCUCCGAGCUGAAGUCCCUGCACCCAGUCUGCGACAAGAUCGAGGCUUUCCCUCCUGGCCAUGUCUUCGAUUCCAAGACCGGCAAGACCACCCGCUACUUCAACCCCUCGUGGUGGGAUGAAGCCAAGGUCCCCCAGUCCCCCGUCGACUACAAGGUCCUCCGAGAGGCCCUCGAGAAGGCCGUCCGCAAGCGUCUCAUGGCCGAGGUUCCUUACGGUGUCCUGCUUUCCGGUGGCCUGGACUCUAGCCUGGUGGCCUCAAUCGCCCAGCGUGAGAUGUUGAGGCUGCGCCAGCAAGCCGCCGACAACGAUGCCACCGCUGAUAUGCAGAGCAACCCCGACAUUGGCGAGGGUCUGGUUGGUAUCGACCCUGAGGAUGACCACCUCGACACUGUCACCUACCUUCCCCAGCUCAACUCUUUCUCCAUUGGCCUGCCCGGCUCCCCUGACAACAAGGCUGCCCUCGAGGUCGCCAAGUUCCUCGGCACCCGCCACCACGUCAUGACAUUUACCAUUGAGGACGGUCUCAACGCUCUUUCCGACGUCAUCUACCACCUGGAGACCUACGAUGUCACCACCAUCCGAGCCUCAACCCCCAUGUACCUGCUGUCACGCAAGAUCAAGGCCAUGGGUAUCAAGAUGGUCCUCAGUGGUGAGGGUAGCGACGAGAUUUUCGGCGGCUACCUCUACUUCCACGCCGCCCCCAACAAGGAGGAGUUCCACGAGGAGACUGUCCGUCGUGUCAAGAACCUCCACUAUGCCGACUGCCUGCGAGCCAACAAGUCGACCUCUGCCUGGGGUCUCGAGGCCCGUGUGCCCUUCCUGGACAAGGAGUUCCUCGAGACUUCCAUGAACGUCGACCCCGCGGACAAGAUGAUCACCAAGGAGAGAAUCGAGAAGUACAUUAUCCGAAAGGCCUUUGACACGACCGGCGACCCCGAUGCCAAGCCCUACCUCCCCGACAACAUCCUGUGGAGGCAGAAGGAGCAGUUCUCUGAUGGUGUUGGAUACGGGUGGAUUGAUUCACUCAAGGACAACGCCGAGCUCCAAGUUACCGACGAGAUGAUGAAGAACCCCAAGCCGGAAUGGGGCGACGAUAUUCCCGACACCAAGGAGGCUUACUGGUACCGCUGCAUGUUCGACGAGCACUUCCCCCCGACUUGCGCCGGAACUGUCCAGCGCUGGGCCCCGACCUGGUCCCAGCAGUCGGACCCCAGUGGCCGAGCCAUCAAAACCCACAACGCAAAAUACGAGUCUGCGGUUUAGAGCAGCAACUUGGUUGCACGCAUGUUUUCCCCCGUAUCUUACGUUGGCUACCUCUACCUGCCUGUGGGCUAAAUAAAACCAUCUCUGGAGCCGUUUUCCUUGGAUGAAGAGAAAAGGCGUCUUUGGGUACUGCUUGGAAUGAUGAUGAUGGAAGAAGAAGAAGUAGGAAAAAAGAAGGCGUAUUUUAGUUUCUAGAAUUGCCGUUUAUUAUUGACUUGAGUUUCUUCCAACUGAG